Neurospora tetraspora is the source of this 552-nucleotide messenger RNA. RefSeq lists its product as uncharacterized. The coding region runs from base 1 to 552 and encodes 183 amino acids. Lineage: Eukaryota; Fungi; Ascomycota; Sordariomycetes; Sordariales; Sordariaceae. The record is from RefSeq and is a predicted model, not a curated record. The transcript is spliced from 4 exons.
AUGUCCACCCAGUGGGUAUGCGGUGCUGCUUCCGUUCUUACAAGUCGGUGGGAAAAACCGUACCGCAGCCGGCUGAAAACCCUCCGCUACUGUCAGCAGUUCCUGGACGAGCAGAAGGAGCAGGAGCGUGAGAAGAGCAACACCUCCACGGCCCACUAUCGGAUCCCCAGCGACAACGUCUGGUGCGUCCUGUGCAUCCGCGCCUUGCACCGUACUGUUCCUCGCGUCGCCCUCUCCCACAAGUCUUUCUGCAGUGGCUUCGAUGCUGCCCGUUGCUUCUCGGAUCCGUGGCACCAAUUCUACAGAUAUAUGAAGGGCCAUAUUCUGACGGCAGCCCCUCCGGCCCCCAACGUUCCCGACCAUGUUGAGACGAACAGUUUGGACGAUGUUUCCUCUGAAUCAGAUUUCAUCCGAAGAAUGACACAACUACAACCCAAGCGUGAUAAUAUGUUCCCGGAGUUGCUGUCUGUUACUGACCUUCGCUGCUUAAUGUCUGAUCUGGUGUUUGCGAUACUUCUAACAUUCUUUGAACAUGAAAUUCUGAAAGCUUGA